ACGAACGACAGAAAGCUGGCACAAAGUCCACAACAACCUCUGCAGUGCUCGAUCUCUUAUCACAGUUCUAAUAAAAAUACAUAUUUUUCAGGAAAAUGUUCUUGCCAAUUGUCCGGAGAUUCCCUCCUCUGCUUCUCCGGGGGAGCAAUAGAUUCGCCUCGACGGGUUUCGUUAAAACUGAGGUGGAUGACAAGACUGGCAUUGCUGUGGUGUCAAUGAAUAGACCCCGAGUGAAUAGCCUGAACCUUGACCUCCUCCGGGAUAUGUCUUCAGCGCUGGAUGCUGUGGAGAAGAAUAAAUACUCCGGAAUGAUUUUGACUUCAUCCUUUGAGACAGUCUUUUGUGCUGGUCUGGACAUCACUGUAAUGCAUAGACCCGAGGAAGCAGCCUUCAGGGAGUUCUGGACAACAUUCCAGGAUGUUUGGGUGAAGCUGUUCAAUUCAUCCUUCCCCACGGCAGCUGCAAUCAAUGGACACGCCCCCGCUGGAGGAUGCCUCUUGGCCAUGAGCUGUGAAUACCGGGUGAUGAGACCAAACUUCACAAUUGGGCUCAAUGAGACGCAAGUUGGAAUUGUUUCACCUCUCUGGGUGAUGGCUACAAUGAACAACGUCCUUCCGCGUCGUGAAGCAGAGAUGGCCAACACCCUCGGGACAAUGUUCAAGACGGAGGAAGCCCUCAAAAUCGGACUAAUUGACGAGAUUGCAGACACAAGAGAAGAAGCAAUCGCUAAAUGCACCAAAUUCCUCCAGCUCUUUGCAAAAGUGCCCAAAACAGCCCGAGCCCUGACCAAGCAAUCCUUCCGGAGGAAAUACUUUGAGACACUGGAUCGUGAACCGGAUUUCUGGGCCUUCUUCAACCACAUCCGCAAGCCGGAGAUUCAAAAGCAUUUGGAUAUGUAUAUGGAAAAGCUGAAGAAAAAGUAAUAGAAAAGAUUUGUUUUUAUUCGGUAAUAA
Lutzomyia longipalpis is the source of this 953-nucleotide messenger RNA. RefSeq names its product enoyl-CoA delta isomerase 1, mitochondrial-like. Bases 96 to 923 code for a protein of 275 amino acids. Gene Ontology annotation, molecular function: enoyl-CoA hydratase activity. The transcript has 2 exons. Lineage: Eukaryota; Metazoa; Arthropoda; Insecta; Diptera; Psychodidae. The record is from RefSeq and is a predicted model, not a curated record. Gene Ontology annotation, biological process: fatty acid beta-oxidation. Gene Ontology annotation, cellular component: mitochondrion.